Molecule: messenger RNA, 2034 nt
Organism: Phacochoerus africanus (Common warthog)
Lineage: Eukaryota; Metazoa; Chordata; Mammalia; Artiodactyla; Suidae
Gene: PERP
Product: p53 apoptosis effector related to PMP22
Exons: 3
Coding region: 174-755 (193 amino acids)
Biological process (GO): cell-cell adhesion
Cellular component (GO): membrane; cell-cell junction
Source: RefSeq, a predicted model, not a curated record
CGGAAUCUAGGUGGGGCCGGCGCCGCGCCCCCGCGGCCAGCCGGGAGUCGCGUCCUCCCGGAGCCGCCUCCCCGCAGCUUCUUCCCUUUUGUCGCGCUCCCCGCGCUCCGGGGCCACUCUCUGCCUGCAUCCGAGCCACGCGCGUUCCUCUCCUCCGCGCCACCACCGUCGAGAUGCUGCGCUGCGGCCUGGCCUGCGAGCGCUGCAGGUGGAUCCUGCCCCUGCUGCUGCUCAGCGCCAUUGCCUUCGACAUUAUCGCGCUGGCCGGCCGCGGCUGGCUGCAGUCAAGCGACCAUGUCCAGACAUCCUCGCUGUGGUGGAAGUGUUCUCAGGAGGGCGGCGGCAGCGGGUCCUACGAGGAAGGCUGCCAGAGUCUCAUGGAUUACGCCUGGGGAAGAGCAGCCGCUGCCAUGCUCUUCUGUGGCUUUAUCAUCCUGGUGAUCUGUUUCAUCCUCUCCUUCUUUGCCCUCUGUGGACCCCAAAUGCUUGUUUUCCUGCGAGUGAUCGGAGGCCUCCUGGCCCUGGCUGCUGUGUUCCAGAUCAUCUCCUUGGUAAUUUACCCUGUGAAGUACACCCAGACCUUCAACCUUCAUGCCAACACUGCUGUCACUUACAUCUAUAACUGGGCCUAUGGCUUCGGGUGGGCGGCCACAAUUAUCCUGAUCGGCUGUGCCUUCUUCUUCUGUUGCCUCCCCAACUACGAAGAUGACCUCCUGGGCAACGCCAAGCCCCGGUACUUCUACACAUCUGCCUAAAGUGGGAAAGGAGCAGAAGAAAAUUGCUGCUGCCCAGAUGGAGUCCAGAGAAAAAAACUGUUUUCCCCACAACACCUUGAAUACCUAUUGGGGGGCACUGUUCAUGUUAUUAAACUAGAGUCAAAAUGCUAAAAUAAUAUUUCUUAAAUGGUGUUAUAGUUUCAUAUUCAUCUUUUAUAUAUGUUUUGUAGUGAUAAACAAGACUUACUUUGAACUAAUGACCUAGUGACUAACAUGCCAGCGUUUCCUUAUAUCUACCCAUACCAUGUAUAAUGCAUUUGUAAAAGAAUAUGAGUAUGAAAUGUACCAUAUAAUUUAUAAGGUAAAAAUGAGAAGGCUUCCAAAGAUUUAAGUAACCUGAUCAGGUUUCUGUUUUUCUCAGAUGGAAUGGACUGGGUCUAUUCAGGACUAAGGAGAAGAGGGCAAUAUUGGUUAAAAAAAAAAAAAAAAUUUCAGUGACCAAAUAUUCUGAAAGAAAUACAAAAAAUAAAUAUUUUUUCAAGCCUUCAGUUCUUUAAAGAAGCAAAAUCAUUUCCUAAAUGCAUAUCAUUUGUGCAAAUUUCCAAAUCACAUUGUGAAUAAUUGGUUUGGGGCUAAGCUUCCCGUGAACUUGAUUGACAUCUAGGAAAGUAUACUUUCUUGGCCCAAGCCUGUUGCAGUAGUAACGGCCUCCUUAAGUCAUGAAAUCUUAAGGUGAAAUGUUCUCCUUUAAAGUGGUUUGUAGGGUUGGGGUGUGGUAAAAUGCUCUAGUAGUAAUUCUGUGCUGUUCGUUGUCUAUAUGCUCUAGACCAGAGUAGAUUGGAUUGAAAGAUGGACUGGUCUCAGUCAUCACGCCUGAUGCUAUGACUAGCUUGUUCAGAACAGCAUUAGGAGGGCCAUUCCUGUCAUAAAAGUAACACUAAAAAGCCUAAAGGGAAGAAAUGGCUUGAAUUUUUCAUUGUAGGCUUGACCAGCUCUAAUCAUAUAGACACAGCUUCUGAUAGAUUGCAACUGUAAGCAAAAACUUAAAUAUAGUCAAAAACCUGGUUUUCCUUGAGAAACAGAGUAAAAAUGUCUUAUGUAAAACAUGCAACAGGAGAAUUCAGGGAGGUGGGAUUUCUCUGAAUGGCAAAUAUGAUAUAUCACAUGGAUUGUUGUUAUUAUUUUUUUACUAUUUGUACUUACACAGUGAAAACCAAUUCAUUUUAUACAUCAAAUUAUUAUUUUGUAAGUUGUAAAAAUAAGCAGUUGCAGUUUUCUUUAUGAAUUUUUUCCCAAUAAACCAGGUGUUUUAAUCUUG